Molecule: messenger RNA, 1479 nt
Organism: Moesziomyces antarcticus
Lineage: Eukaryota; Fungi; Basidiomycota; Ustilaginomycetes; Ustilaginales; Ustilaginaceae
Product: PLC-like phosphodiesterase
Exons: 1
Coding region: 1-1479 (492 amino acids)
Biological process (GO): lipid metabolic process
Molecular function (GO): phosphoric diester hydrolase activity
Source: RefSeq, a predicted model, not a curated record
AUGAGGCUGCCCUUUCUCCACCGCUCCACCCCUCCUUCCGACGAAAAGCCCUCGGAUCCGGUCAUAGCUGUCGCGGAGGGGCACGAUUCGAUCCGGUUGCAUGUGCACAACCGUACGCGCACCGACUUUCUCGCGCACUCGGUGUUCGGUGCGCUCCAUACGGCGCCUGCCACGCAGCGAGUGGUGUCGUCCAGUCUGCCUGCGUCGCCGAACCCGGACAGUGGGGGGUUUAGUGUGCGCAGUACGCCGUUAAGGCUAGGGGCGGGUGGGCAGGUGCAAGUACCGCCCGUGAGGAUUCAGCCGCAAACCGCCGCUGCCACGGGAGGAUAUACGGUCAGCCUAACGCUCAGCCCACGCAACACCCCCGCGUACACAGCUACGCUUACGGCACCUGCACCGACGCUGCCAGCAGAGGGCAAGAGCGGAUGGAAACCCCUGCCACUAUCAUCUUCAGCGAGUGGAGGGUUGGGAAGCAAGGGGGAGGAGGUGUAUGCGUUGCAAUCGAGCGAUGCAGCGACGAAUACGGUGCACGUUCUGCUGCUUCCAAAGAUCGAUAUGGCCGCGUGGAUGGCAACGCUACCGGAUGGGGAUUUGGUGUCGGCCCUGUGUGUGCCCGGCACGCACGAGAGCUGUGCACUCUACGGAUGGCCCAUCUCGGCAUGCCAGGACUCGGCGGCAUCGAUAGGAUACCAGCUCUCGCGCGGGGUGCGGUUUCUCGACAUCCGUCUGGCGCUCAAAGGCAACCCCGGUGCGCAGGCGCUAUAUGCCUACCACGGCGUAACCGACCAAAAGAUCGAAUUCUCCGCCAUCCUUACGCAGGUCUACACGUUCCUCUCAACCUCCCCACGCGAGACGGUGCUGAUGUCGGUGAAGCAAGAGAACAAUAUGGCCGGGUUCUUGGAUGCGGUGUUUGGGUAUAUCAACAAGAACCCCGCGGCGUGGUAUUUGGGAACGGGCAUUCCGAGGCUGGGCGAUGUGAGAGGGAAAGUUGUGUUGGUCUCAAGGUUUGGGUCUUCGAAUCAGCAGCCGGGGGGGAUUCAUCCACCCAUUUGGCCAGACUCGUCUCCCACUGCUUUCAGCUACACACUGCCCGACGGUAGGACAGUCGUGACGCAGGAUUGGUAUAAUAUCGGAUCACUCUCUGCCAUCCCCACCAAACUCGGCCUCAUCACAGCACUCCUCACCCAAACAGGUGCCAACACCGAUGUGUUGGGGUUGAACUUUACGAAUGGAGCGAGCUUUCCCAUGGCCCUCCCGCCUUGGGUGGCCAAAGGAUCGGGCGACCAGUCGGCACAAACGGCGGGCUGGAUGUCGACACGCGGUGUAAAUGCUUUGCUCGUCGAUAUGUUGGCGGGUAAACUCGCCAACCCACAAGGCAAAAGGGCGGGGCUGAUGAACAUCUUUGCCCUCGACUUUUUCGACCAGCCCGGUCUCCCCGCCGACCUGGCCACACUCAUUGUGCAAGCCAACUUUAUCUAA